Molecule: messenger RNA, 2499 nt
Organism: Penicillium alfredii
Lineage: Eukaryota; Fungi; Ascomycota; Eurotiomycetes; Eurotiales; Aspergillaceae
Product: putative spindle pole body associated protein SnaD
Exons: 1
Coding region: 1-2499 (832 amino acids)
Source: RefSeq, a predicted model, not a curated record
AUGGCUAACACCGGCUACACGUCGCCUUUCCCCACCUCCCACGACACCAUCGGGCAGUCAACUCUGGUGACGCCUCUUUUCAUGCCAUCGUCCCCUCCCCAGCACUCUCCAAGUUUGCCGGCAGAAUCACCGCGCAGCGCGGGAAGUCCUGUGAGGGAGCGCACAACGACAAACACAGCAACGAACGACGACGACCACGAGCACAACCAUCAAGACCACCGAGACAAUGAAGUGCAGAACUUAUCCCCUCCACUUUCGCCAGUCAGCCCCUCAGGCUCUGACCUGGAUGCUCGUCUUGCCGAUUACACCCUGGACUUCAGCCAAUUUCCCAGCGGCCAAUUUGCGAUAGACGGUGACGAUGCAGAACUGCUCCCGGACCUGAAGAAUGAUGCACAGGAUGAACUGUCUGAUGUCGGGGGCCCACACGACUUCACCGCAAACAUGGAAAAGUACCUGAUGGGGGGCGAUGAGGACAUAGCCAAUGAUCUUUCAGAGGACGAGGCGGAGAUGCAGCCGGCAUUGGCCUCGGAACAUAAUCCUGUGGGAUCGAGACAGCCCGCAGUCGAGGAAGAGGCAGAUUCAGGCGAAUACAGUGAAUGUGGCCCUCCUGUCGACAUGUCAACUCCAUCGCAUAUGCUGCAUCGAGCCAGCGCACUUGCAAAGCAGUCUACUCAUCUCGAAGACAUUGAAGAGUACCCUGAAGAUGUUUCACAGGAUCAGCUUUCACCCUCGGCUCGCAAACAGUCGAUGACCUCGGGUAGUGAUGCUGGAUCAGAAGAACGGAACGAGGGUCUGAGUCACCGUAUUACACAGCUGAAAAAUGCGACGCGGAAUCGGGAUGAACAGUGGCAGCAUGAUCAUGAGAGAGAGCUCGAAGCCGACCCUACCGAGGAGCAGAUCCGAGAACUACAAGAAGAGCUGCAGCGCAAAAACGAGCGUAUGCAAGAACUGCUUGCUGCUAGCAAGGGGGGAUCCCAGGAUCCGUCUCUGGAAUCACUGAAAAACGGUGAUAUUGCGGUGUUUUUUGAUCGGCUCAGAAUGCACGAGGCCAGUGGAUUUAUGCCGCGCAUUCGCGAACUGGAGAAUAAAAUACAGGAGCUAGUCUCCCAGAGCUCCCUGGAGGCAGAACGUGUGGAGACAAUCGCCCAUCUUCGCCAGCAAAUCGAUCACCAUCAGGAACAACUUAAGAAACGAGAUGCCACCUUGGAUGAGACAACUGCAAAACUGAGGGAAACCACCCAAGCAAAUGAGGGCGAACUCCAAGAGAAGGACGCAGAGAUCGAGAGGCUGAAUAGGGAACUGGGCCGGCUCAACGAUGACCACCACUCUCUCGAGGAGCGCUUUACCAAACUUGAGACCAGGAACAGACCCCUGGAGGAGAAGAAUCAGACAUUGGAAGUCGAUCUUACUCGCGUGCAGUCCCAGGUGGAGGCUCAAGAAAAUGCCCUUAAAGCUGUAGCUGCAGAUUUUCCAGCUCCCAGCCACAGCACCUUUAGUGAGAUUCUUGACUUGAUCAAGGAAAUCAAUGGCCCAGACCCAAGCUUCCCGGUCAAGGACAAGCGGGCUGAAGAAGGAGAUGCGAAACUGCUAGGUCAGCAAGUACUCAAGCUGCAGGACGCAAUGCACGAGGCACAGGCCGCCCAAAAAGCCGCAAAUGCCGAAUCGAGCCAGCUCCGAGAGCAACUAUCCGAAUCCCAGGCUUUAGUCGAGGCCAUUGAAACCGAGAAUGCGCGCCUUACCACUAGGGUGGACGAACUGACAACAACGAUGAACAAAUCCCAACACGAGCUCACCCGUGCGAGAGAGGAACAUGCGAGAUCUCUGGAAACCAUUGCACGUUUGCAAGAAGACAAGAUUACCGAGCCCCCCAGUCCCCCAUUGUCGCCGUCGAUAGCUCAAGGUACCGUCCACUCCGAAUCAAGCGGGCCUGCCCCCAACACGGCCGCUCUAGAAGCGUCCCACCAGGCGCAAUUGCGGAGCCUCCAAACUGCCCACGCGACUGCCGUUUCCACGCUUCGCGCCUCGCACUCCGAAUCAAUGCGGAAAGUCUGCAACUCCCUCACACAGUCCAAGCAGCGCGAGGCCGACCUCCGUGCCGAGUUUGAAACCACCCGCGACACAGCCAACAAGCAAAUAUCCCAGUUGCGCCAGAGCCACAAGUCGAAGAUCAAGCAUCUCGAGGCCGCUCUCGCUGCGCGAGACGAGGCCAACGCCGAGGUCGACCAGCGCAUCGCUGCGUCUGUGAGGAAGAUCGAACUCAAGUGGGAGCGCCGCCUGAACCUGGUUUUGAACGACCGUGACCGCUUGGCUAAGGUCCUGAUGACUCUAUGGGGCGCUCAAGAUGAGAAAAAUAGUGACAACAGCAACAACAAAAACAAGAAGGAAAACCAUCGCCACGAUGGAGACCGCGCUCAUGCCAAGGACGGUCAAGCAUAUCGGUACAAGUACGCCAACAAGAACAAGGCGCGGGGUCGAGAGAAGGGGUCAUUAGGUGGUUGA